Messenger RNA from Arabidopsis lyrata subsp. lyrata, 560 nucleotides. RefSeq lists its product as uncharacterized. NCBI's taxonomy places the organism in Eukaryota, Viridiplantae, Streptophyta, Magnoliopsida, Brassicales, Brassicaceae. Bases 97 to 495 code for a protein of 132 amino acids. The transcript is spliced from 2 exons. The record is from RefSeq and is a predicted model, not a curated record.
AGCACGGAAAACAGUUGCAAGAUUUCCCAUUCCUAAACCUUACUUCUCAAUUCUAUAAAAAGGACAAUACAUUGCAAGAAGCAAAACAAAACAAAAAUGCAAAUUCAGACUAGGCAUGUCUUGGUGGUGGUGGUGGUGGUAAUGGUGGUUAUGAGCUCUUUCACUGUGGAGGGAGGAGGGAGAGGGAUAUACACAAAAGAUCAGAGGCUUCACCAUGUUCAGAAGGACAGAUCCGUCAUUCCAUCAGCAAGAGGAGUAGACAACCACCAUAACAUUCCAAGACAAAACUUUGACAAUUGGGGUGGCAACGGAGGAGGAGGCAGUGGUGGAGACGAUGGAACAGGUUUAUCAAGCACACCGAUUCUUCCAAUUCGAAUCGCUUCUCCACCGAAGGAGAAGACGGUGGAGGAGCCCAGUGUUGUCAUAUCCAGAAGAUUCUGUGCCGGAGAUUCGAAAGAGGGAGAGACUGGAGAAUCGAUGAGACAAUGGAUAUGAGAUUGGUGAAUCUGACCGAAAUUAAUUUAAACCGGGUCCUUUUUUUUACAUUAAUUUAAACCGGG